AUGCUUGCUCACGAGCUGGCUCAAGACGCUCUGGACGUUCAAGUCAACAAAGGCACAGCCUGGCGGUGCCCAGGUGCCGCCAUAUUGGCCGUACACGAUGCCGAGUAUAGGGCCCGUCCUGUCGACCCUGUCGUUUGCCGUGUGCAGGAAUCCCGUACGCUGGGUGUUGUCCUCGAGGUAAACAUGUGUCUCACCCGGGGCCCCGAGAUGACAAAGGCCGUGUUCAAGAACUCCUGGACUUGCACAAUGGCCGCACUACACAAGUUUGUGCUCGGAAAUGUCUUUGGAAUGUCCGCGGAAGCACUCCAGCUCUACGACUUGGACAGGUCCGGCUAUCGACACAAGCCCAUGGCAGGGGCUGCCGCUGUCGAGCCUCGCAACCGCAUCGACUAUCUCACGUACGGGCCCAUCACCAAGUUCCUCUCGGGCGCCGGCAUGAGAGCGUUCUGGAGGCGGUACGAGGCCAACUUUGCCCAGAUGCUCCGGGACCUCCCCGUCGGCGUUGAGUGGACCGACAUGUCUGACCUGACCCGGCUAUUCGAGCGUCAUGUCUCGGCCGCCAACACGAAUGCCCUCUGCGGCCCCUAUUUGCUGCAGCGCCAUCCGGACUUCCUGAAUGACCUAUGGCAGCUGGAUUACCAUCUGGAUUGUUUCUUCCGGGGCACCCCGCGCAUGCUCGCACCCCGAGUGUACGCCCGACGGGACCGCGUCCUGGCCUGCAUCAAGGACUGGCGAAGCCACGCGAAGCUCAACUUCACAGACGCUGCCGUGGACCAAGAUGGCGAUGACGCAUUCUGGGGAAGCAGCGUGUUUCGAGAACGCGACAGAAUCUUCUCCGAGAUGGAUCAAAUGGAUCCUGAUGCCAUGGCCUCCGAAGACUUCGGGGUGAUUUGGGCGUCUACUCGUAACUCCGUCGUCGCGAGCCUUUGGACGGUGCUAGAAAUCAUCAGCGACAAGCGACUACUGGACAGAGUAAGGCGAGAGGCGGCCAAGUGUCGGGGCCCGUCGCCGUCAGGAUUCGACAUUGCCUUGCUCCUGGAGAACCCCCUACUCCAGUCCAUAUACGCCGAGGUCCUCCGCCUGCGCGUCCACAUGUUCAUCAUCAGGGUUCCCGUCUUUGACAGUCUACGCAUCAAAGACUGGAUGGUGCCGCGCGGAAACCUCGUCGUCAUGAGCACGACCGUCGCCCACAUGGACCCUGCCGUCUGGAACACGGGCGAAAACGGCCAGCAUGCCCUCGAUGCGUUUUGGGCAGAUAGGUUCCUCAAGUACGACGGCGUUCCGGGCAGCGGACCGAGGAAGACGGCCAGCAAGCAUGCCGGCGACCCGUGUCCUGCACGAGGCCCGGGCGAACGACCGACGGCCUGCCCGGCAUCGACAGGCGACGCCUCGUACGGGAUCAGAGACGUGGAUGGGGCCUGGAUCCCCUAUGGCGGCGGACAGAGACAAUGUCCCGGCCGGCACUUUGCCAAGCGUGACAUCAUCUUCACGGCCGCCGUCUUGGUGACUUACUUUGACAUUGAACCGCUCGUCGACGUUCGCUCGUUGAAAAUGGACAUGCGUGGCUUUGGAUUGGGAACAAUGGCUGUCAAGGGCGCCAUACCGUACAGAAUCAGGAGAAGACGGGCGUUUGCUUGA
Metarhizium album ARSEF 1941 is the source of this 1638-nucleotide messenger RNA. RefSeq names its product Pfs, NACHT and Ankyrin domain protein. The record is from RefSeq and is a predicted model, not a curated record. Gene Ontology annotation, molecular function: oxidoreductase activity, acting on paired donors, with incorporation or reduction of molecular oxygen; steroid hydroxylase activity; iron ion binding. Lineage: Eukaryota; Fungi; Ascomycota; Sordariomycetes; Hypocreales; Clavicipitaceae. Bases 1 to 1638 code for a protein of 545 amino acids. The transcript has 3 exons.